CUUUCUCAUUUUCCGAGCCCUUCGCUCCCGCGUACAUGUCCUUUCUCAUAGAUUCCCAACGCGUCCGACGACUUUAAAAAAUUACUGUAUCUCACUCCCUCAAUCGUCAAUCGUCACAGCCAUCCUCCAUCUUUCUCUCUCACGAGAAUAUUAUUUCUUAUAUAUUAUUUAUGUUUCUUUUGCUGGUUUUUAAAUUUAUAGUGCAUUGAACGAUGAAGGGCGACAAUCCAAGGCACGAACGGCGUCGUUGGGCCUCGGAUACCGUUCCCAACAGAGCGUUGAGCACCGAAUCAUCGCCGGCUGGGACGUCGGAUUACAAUUCCGUUGAGGAGUUCGUUGAAGUCACGCUCGAUCUUCAAGAUGACAACACGAUCGUGCUUCGGAGCGUGGAACCGGCGACGGUCAUUAAUGUCGAUGACGGAGGAUCGGAGCGAGGCGGAGCUCAGGCGACGGUGUCGGCGUCGGCGCCGGCGUCUAGGUCGACGUCGAUCAGGCGGAGCUCACCUAACAAGCUGCGGCAGUUCUCGCAGGAGCUGAAGGCGGAGGCGGUGGCGAAGGCUAGGCAGUUCUCGCAGGAGUUCCGGGCCGAGCUGGUGCGGCGGUUCUCGUGGGGCCACAGCCACAGCCACGCGUCGCGAACUCCGUUGGCUUUGGCAGUGUCUCAGAGCGGCGCCGGAGCUGAGAACGGCUACGCAUCGGCUAUGGAGGCUCGUGCUCGGCGGCGGGAACGGGCUCAGCUUGACCGGACUCGCUCCGGCGCACAUAAAGCGCUCCGUGGACUUAGAUUCAUUAGCACCAAAACCAAUGGCGCCGUCGAUGCAUGGAACCAAGUCCAAAGCAGCUUCAAUGUCCUCGCCAAAGACGGCUUUCUCUACCGCUCCGAUUUUGCGCAAUGCAUAGGAAUGAGUAAUUCGAAGGAAUUUGCUCUAGAGAUGUUCGAUGCUUUGGGAAGGAGACGACGGCUGAAGGUUGAAAAGAUUAGCAGAGACGAACUCUUCGAGUUCUGGUCGCAAAUCACGGAUCAAAGCUUCGAUUCACGGCUCCAGAUCUUCUUCGACAUGGUGGACAAGAACGAAGACGGUAGAAUCACUGAAGAAGAAGUUAAAGAGAUUAUCAUGCUGAGUGCCUCUGCCAACAAGUUAUCGAGAUUGAAGGAACAAGCAGAGGAAUAUGCAGCUCUUAUCAUGGAAGAAUUGGACCCAGAAAGAUUUGGCUACAUUGAGUUAUGGCAAUUGGAGACGCUGUUGUUACAGAAGGACACGUACCUUAACUACAGUCAAGCGCUGAGUUACACGAGCCAAGCGUUGAGCCAGAACCUUCAAGGGCUGAGAAAGAAAAGCUCAAUAAGAAGGUGGAGCACAAACUUGUUAUACUAUUUGCAAGAGAAUUGGAGGAGACUUUGGAUUUUGACCCUGUGGAUUUUGAUCAUGAUUGGGCUGUUCUCAUGGAAGUUCUAUCAGUACACGCAAAAGGAUGCCUUCAAAGUCAUGGGUUACUGUCUCCCUACAGCCAAAGGUGCGGCUGAGACUCUCAAGUUCAACAUGGCUCUCAUUCUCUUGCCUGUGUGUAGAAACACAAUCACUUGGCUCAGAUCCACCAAGCUUGCCUACUUUAUACCUUUUGACGACAAUAUCAACUUUCAUAAGACAAUUGCUGCAGCCAUUGUAAUUGGUAUCAUUCUUCAUGCUGGAGACCACCUCGCAUGUGAUUUUCCAAGGCUUGUAAACUUGCCUGAGGACAAGUAUGAGACCACUUUUUUAGAUCGUGACUUUGGAAAACUUAAACCCAGUUACAUUCAGCUGAUUAAAGGGGUAGAAGGGGUGACUGGAAUUGUAAUGGUGAUCUUAAUGGCGGUUGCAUUUAUACUUGCAACACGAUGGUUCAGACGGAGUCUUAUUAAGCUGCCCAAGCCCUUUGAUAGGCUCACUGGUUUCAAUGCCUUCUGGUAUUCGCACCAUCUAUUUGUCAUUGUCUAUGGUUUGCUCAUAGCCCAUGGCAGAUUCCUCUAUCUUGUGCACAAGUGGUACCUCAGGACGACAUGGAUGUAUCUUGCCGUUCCAGUUUUACUAUAUGCUGGAGAAAGGACCCUGAGGUUCUUUCGGUCUGGCUCCCAUACUGUCCGUCUUCUGAAGGUUGCCAUCUAUCCGGGAAACGUUCUUACAUUGCAAAUGUCGAAGCCACCCCAGUUCAAGUACAAGAGUGGACAAUACAUGUUUGUCCAAUGUCCGGCUGUUUCUCCAUUUGAGUGGCAUCCAUUUUCCAUUACCUCUGCUCCCGGAGACGACUACCUUAGUGUUCACAUAAGGCAGCUAGGUGAUUGGACACAAGAGCUUAAGAGGGUAUUCUCUGAAGCUUGUGAAACACCUGGGGCCGGAAAGAGUGGGCUUCUCAGGGCUGAUGAAACAACCAAGAAAAGUUUGCCGAAGCUCUUAAUAGAUGGACCUUAUGGUGCCCCAGCACAAGACUACCGGAAGUAUGAUGUCCUGUUACUUGUUGGGCUGGGGAUUGGAGCAACACCUUUUAUCAGUAUUCUAAAAGAUUUGCUCAACAACAUUAUCAAAAUGGAGGAGGAGGCAGAUUCAAUCUCAGAUGUCAGCAGAAUAUCAGACCUAAGUACCAGAAGUACAGAUUCUUCAACGACCAAUAGGGUCAGUCCAAGGCGAAAAAAAACUCUGAAGACCACUAAUGCUUACUUCUACUGGGUGACUAGGGAGCAAGGCUCAUUUGAUUGGUUUAAAGGGGUAAUGAAUGAAGUUGCUGAUCUUGAUCAAAGGGGUGUCAUUGAGAUGCACAACUACCUGACUAGUGUUUAUGAGGAAGGAGACGCCCGAUCAGCCCUCAUUACCAUGGUGCAAGCACUCAACCAUGCCAAGAAUGGAGUCGACAUUGUUUCUGGCACUAGGGUCCGAACGCAUUUUGCAAGGCCUAACUGGAAGAAAGUGUUCUCCAAGAUAUGUUCCAAGCACUGCAAUGCAAGAAUUGGGGUAUUUUACUGUGGGGCACCAGUUUUGGCUAAAGAACUCAGCAAGCUCUGCUAUGAUUUCAAUCAAAAAGGUCAAACCAAGUUUGAAUUCCACAAGGAGCAUUUCUAGAAGACUGGGGGGUGCGUAUAUACCUCCUGUUUACACCCUCUGAUCACUCCACCAUUCAAAACCAUUUUUUAAUAUGCUAGAAAGAGAAGGAACAUAAAUUGAAUCAUUGUACAGUCCUGGGUGGAGAAAAGCAUAUAGGGUAUUUUUUAUUUUUUUUUUGGUUUAGACUACAAACAAUAUUAUAGUUGAUAAUAGAUUUAAAUUCUUAAUGUUCCACCACUGGGUCUGCAUCUUCUACACCCAUAUGGGGACAGAUAGGAAGCCAUAGGUGGCAGAUGAUGUGGAGCAAUAUUAUAGUGCGGUACAGCUACAAAAGAGUAGUUGAACUAAUGGGUAAUGAUGUGAGAGGAAGCACGCUAGAGACUUUGUAGAUGAUGGGUAGAAGAAGAAGACAGUUUUGGAAUGGGAGAAACUGAGGUAGGUAAUUGUGGACUGUCUGGAGGUGGUGGUGGUGGUGGGGAUCUUUUAUGGCAUGUCUGUUGACCUUUUCCAAUUUUUUUCUUCAUUUGGGGCCCUCCCAAGAGAAUCCUUCUAGAAACGUGGACACUGAUAAGGAUGUCCACAUGUUUGGUUCUUAGAAUAAGGAAAACAUGUAUAAAUCACCUUCAUAUUUUGUCCUAUACUAGAGAGAAUUAUUGUUAGUUUAUCAUGGUAUAUCAAUCUGUAAUGAAUAAAAUUUAUAUUGAUUGGUUACCAUCAUUCUCUUCAA
Molecule: messenger RNA, 3801 nt
Organism: Corylus avellana
Lineage: Eukaryota; Viridiplantae; Streptophyta; Magnoliopsida; Fagales; Betulaceae
Product: respiratory burst oxidase protein F
Cellular component (GO): plasma membrane
Molecular function (GO): peroxidase activity; NAD(P)H oxidase H2O2-forming activity; calcium ion binding
Source: RefSeq, a predicted model, not a curated record